CACUCUUUACCAGAGGAGCCGUGAGAUGUACUUCCUGAUUACACAGGAACUUCAGCUGAUAUGUGCAAAAGGCGGUGCGACGUGUGCAAGUGGUUACUUAUAGACUGACCCAUGAGUGUCUUAUGAGCUCCCACGUAUGAAAGAGACAGAAAAGAUGGACGACAUAGAUGCCAUGUUCAGUGACCUGCUCGGAGAGAUGGAUCAUCUCUCUCAGAGUUUAGUGUCUGCGGCAGACGCACCAGAUGUGGUUCCUGCCUCACAGAGAAAGAGCACCUUCUCCAUUGGCUUCACAGACUUAAAUGAGUCUCUUAAUGAACUGGAAGACCACGACCUGGACGCUCUGGUAGCUGAUCUUGGAUCAAAUUCAACCACAAAGGCCAGCAGCGGUACAGAUAAUCAAACUGCACAAUCAGCCGUGACUCAGGAGUCUGUAACUGCACUUCCUCCACCAUCAAACAAUGCUGAAUCAUCUAGAGAACUGAAUACGCACAAACCCCAGACAAAGGCAGACAAAAUCAAAUUGGCUCUGGAGAAACUGAAAGAAGCCAAAGUGAGGAAGUUGAUAGUAAAAGUUCUGAUGAGUGAUGGCAGCGCCAAGACACUGAUGGUGGACGAGAGACAGACGGUCCGAGAGGUUUUGGACACACUGUUUGAGAAGACACAUUGUGACUGCAGCAUCGACUGGACCCUGUGUGAGACCAACCCUGAGCUGCAGAUCGAAAGAGGAUUUGAGGACCACGAAUAUUUAGUGGAGCCGCUCUCUGCAUGGACUCGAGACAGCGAAAACAAAAUCUAUUUUGUGUCGAGACCUCAGAAGUAUGUGAUGUUCAAAGAACCUCAGUUGUUCUACAUGUGGAAAAAGAAGAAAGCAUCUUUAAAGGGGAUUAACGAACAAGCCAAGCAACUCCUGCUCAAGGAGCAUUUUGAGGGUUCCACUGUGAUUGUUCCUGACCUCGAGGGCACGCUGUACCUAAAGGAGGACGGGAAAAAAGUGUGGAAACCUCGUUAUUUCAUGCUCAGAGCCUCCGGCAUCUACUAUGUACCCAAAGGAAAGACAAAGUCUUCCAGUGAUCUGGCCUGCUUCAUCCAUUUUGAAAAAGUCAACAUCUACACCACCAACAACUACAAACAGAAAUACAGAGCGCCCACCAACUUCUGCUUCAUACUGAAGCAUCCCUGCAUCCAGAAAGAGUCGCACUACAUCAAGUUCCUGUGCUGUGACGAUCAACACACACUGUUGCUUUGGACCAAUUCCAUCAGAACAGCCAAGUAUGGGACUGUCCUGUAUAAGAACUACCAGGCUGCGAUGAAGACAGCCUCCAGUUCGCAAACUCUCCACUUAGCUGCAUACAAAGACAAAUCCAACGUUGACAGCUAUCCACACGAGCCACCGCCUGACUUCAUCCCUCCUCCUCCUCCUGGACACACACAAGUUUGAGACACAUCUGUGUAUCAGGUUUAACAACAGCUAGUCUGAAUUUAGCCCGUUUAGCUUCCAUUGCACACACAUCUGGACAUAUGUCUAACCUGGCUCCCGCUUUUUGUUUAAGGAACACGCAAACAUGCAGCAGUGAAUAUGAUACAUUAGAAGAAACUUUUAUUUAUUCUCAGACGUGUACUCAUAUUUAUUUGUAUUUCACAUUUUCUGCAAUGACACACAGAACACACACUUCUGUUCAUUGUUUCACUGAGCUGUUUAUUACAAAAAGACUGUACAUAAAUUUCAAUGAACACGUCCUAUGUACAAACUGAGAGAAGACAAAUAGUGGAUUCUGUUCCCAUGAACAUUUAAGUUACUGACCCCCCGCCCCACGUUUCAUCAUUAAGAAAACACACAUCAAAGAAAGGCGCCUUGACCUGUGAUGCCCUGAAAUGCUAGACGUUAAGUGGUAAACAUUACAAAGUUCUGCACAUCAGUGGUUGUCUCAUGAUUUCUCUAUGAAAAAAGUAUAAAUUAAUCCUUUACAUACAAACCGCUAGCGCGCCUUCCUCAGCAGUCUCUGACACAAAAAAAAAGUUGAAUGCAAAGCUAGAAAUACAUUAGGUAGAAAAAGUUGUUUUGUCACAAAAAAUUACCUCAUGAUGGAAAAAAUACAAUCAAGAAUGGGAUGUAGUGGCAAAUCAUUCACUGUAAUGACGUUCAGAUACUUUCAUGCACAGAGGCUGAGUGAAUACUGUUUCAUUUUCUGUAUGGAAACCUGAAAAUGUUUCCUCUAGAUCACAUGCCCUCUCAAAACAUAAGUCUGUAUCCAUGUCAAAAUAAAGGUUCAUGUUCAACGCC
Larimichthys crocea (large yellow croaker) is the source of this 2281-nucleotide messenger RNA. RefSeq names its product amyloid beta A4 precursor protein-binding family B member 1-interacting protein. NCBI's taxonomy places the organism in Eukaryota, Metazoa, Chordata, Actinopteri, Sciaenidae. Gene Ontology annotation, cellular component: plasma membrane; cytosol. The record is from RefSeq and is a predicted model, not a curated record. Gene Ontology annotation, biological process: signal transduction. Bases 137 to 1438 code for a protein of 433 amino acids. The transcript has 13 exons.